Hippocampus comes (tiger tail seahorse) is the source of this 1642-nucleotide messenger RNA. Its product is annotated as gastrula zinc finger protein XlCGF8.2DB-like. Gene Ontology annotation, biological process: regulation of transcription by RNA polymerase II. The transcript is spliced from 3 exons. Bases 461 to 1489 code for a protein of 342 amino acids. Gene Ontology annotation, cellular component: nucleus. Lineage: Eukaryota; Metazoa; Chordata; Actinopteri; Syngnathiformes; Syngnathidae. Gene Ontology annotation, molecular function: RNA polymerase II cis-regulatory region sequence-specific DNA binding; DNA-binding transcription activator activity, RNA polymerase II-specific. The record is from RefSeq and is a predicted model, not a curated record.
GCCGUAGAUAGUGGCGGCUCAGCCAUUACGUCCGUAAGUGCUGUUGUUGAAUCCCUCCCUUGCGUACAUUUACGGGGCUGUUUUUUUUUUUUGCUCUCUCCCGAACACGUAUUAAUUUCAAAUAAAUGUUUAAACCUCAUUUAUUUUUCUCGGUUUUGACAAAAUCGCCUCGGUGCAAUUUGAAGUUCUUCAAACUAGAUUAGAUUACUAGCUGACUGGGAACAAAGAUACGCGGAAGUUAGCAAAACACGUCCAGACACCGACAUCGAACUAUCUCGAACAAAAAGAGCGAGCGAAAAACGUCAACCACUGGACACUCGUUUCAAGAAGCCUUAAGUUGCAUUGCAGAAGCAGGUGUCAAAUCUGGAUCUAGAAAGUAAAACCCUGCCGCAGUUUGGCUUCAACCACAAGUGCGACUACUCAACCGACAGUUCACUCUCUUACCAUCAAAAUACCAACAAUGGAGGACACUGGUGGGAUCAGAUAUGCACAAAGUUCCAGCGUAAGAGAGCUUCCACUUGAGCCUGAGCAGUCGGAGCCCUCCCACAUUAAAGAAGAGGAGGACGAACACAGCAUUAGUUUGCGUGGAGAGCAGCUUCCAGCAAUGGAUUUCCCGGUCAUUCGUGUCAUUGUGAAGAGUGAAGACGAUGAAGACGAGCCGCACGCCUCACAGUUUCAUUGCAGCCAGCUUGAGAGGAGGCGAUCCCAAGCGGACAGCCUCGUGGCUCCACUGUCAGAUAACGAUGACACAAUAUCACCUUCUCUCGACACUGACGAUGAACACCCUAAAGCUGAUGAGACAUGUCACACUGACAACACACGCUUGACAUGUUGUGAAUGUGACAAAACAUUUGUCAACAAGAGAAAUCUGAAAAGACACAUGAGGAUUCACACGGGAGAGAAACCUUUUGUGUGCUCGUUUUGCGGUAAAGGGUUAUCUGAAAUGACAACUUUGAUAGCACACACAAGAACGCACACCGGCGAAAAACCCUUUCCCUGCUCAAUCUGUAACACAAGUUUUCGAGUGCGGGCGCUGUUGGUCAAACACAUGAGAACGCACACUGGGGAGAAACCUUAUUCUUGUCCAAUCUGCAAUCGAAAAUUCUCUCGAAAGGAAUCCAUGAUAACACACACACAAACACACACAGGUGAGAAACCUUUUCCCUGUUCAGUGUGUGGCCAAAGAUUCUCCCGAAAGGGAAAUUUGAGGACACAUUCAAGAACACAUACCGGAGAGAAGCCGUUUUCCUGCACCGUCUGCAACGCAAAUUUCCGAGUUCAGUCUGGAUUGGUUCAGCACAUGAGAACACACACUGGAGAGAAACCUUUUGCUUGCUCGGAAUGUGACAAAAGAUUCACUCAGAGGACAAAUCUGAUCACUCACUCAAGAUCACACACUGGAGAAAAACCUUUUACCUGCUCAAUUUGCCAUACAAGCUUUAGUUAUCAUUCUUCAUUAAAUAAUCACAUGAGAACGCACAGUAAGUAACAAUGUCUGGAUCAAGUUUGUGUGAUCACGACUUUUUUUUUUAAGUGACCAGCUACAUUGUAAGGGUUCACUACUUCCCAUGUUUCCCUAGUGACUUAUAGAACACAGGAGAUAGCAUGUACAUCUACUCUAUUAAAUUAUACAAGGGAAAGU